UUCUCUCUACUGCCCUCUCUGGGGAUAAUAGAUACAGGCCUACUGUGUUCAUAAUGUGGUUUAUCAUUCCCACUGUCUGGUCUCUCUACUGCCCCCUCUGGGGAUAAUAGAUACAGGUCUGUGUUCAUAAUGUGGUUUAUCAUUCCCCCUGUCUGUUCUCUCUACUGCCCUCUGUGGGGAUAAUAGAUACAGGUCUGUUCUCUCUACUGCCCUCUCUGGGGAUAAUAGAUACAGGUCUACUGUGUUCAUAAUGUGGUUUAUUAUUCCCACUGUCGUUGUUAAUCAGCAUGUCUGUCAAUAUCCAUGAUAUACCAGUGUUGAAACUGGAACUACCCUGUCACCAGGUUUUCAGAUUAAAGAUGGUUGUAUUUUCCUGCUGCAGUUUUUAUUAGGGUUGUAUUCUUGAAGAUGCCUGUUUUACUCCUACAUGAUGUGCCCUGCAAACAUCCCAUAUUUCUGCUGCACUUGCUUGAGGUUGGGGUUCGUGUCCUUCGGGACGUUUUAAAACGUAAUGGUCGUCCUCCAGCUGGUUUGACCUGUGAUGUCGAGACGUCUCCACAGCGACAGGACGGACACGUUGCAUAUCCUGUUUCUGAGUCACUUCACUUGGUUGGUGCUGCUAACAUUAUCUAGCUGGAUACUCUGACCGCUGGGUACUCUGACUGCUGGAUACUCUGACUGCCGGACAACAUCACUUCUUCACGGCUUCAUUCAAUGGUAAAGCCUCAACGAUGUGACGAUACGAGACGUGUUGCGUUUAUACAGGCGACGUCGUAUCCGCAGACAGAUCUGGACCAGCUGCCGUUACAUUGUAGGGAAUUAGCAGGUUAUACUGAUCAGCUGUUCAUCCUGGAAAACAUUUGGCAGCCAGCUGGAACAGGAACUAGCAGCGGUGAGAAGAAAACAGGCUGUGUGUUGAUGUAACAGAACAACCGCAACAGAACAGAGCUGAAGAUUAGAUGGACGGGUUUGCAGGUGACAUACUGAGCGGCGGCCGGGCGUUGCUAGGCGAGGACGGCUCGGUCAUGGCCCGCAUGCAGAAGAAGUUUUGGAAGACGAAGCAAGUUCUGAUCAAGGCCACGGGGAAGAAGGAGGAUGAGUACGUGGUGGCUUCUGACGCCGACCUCGACGCCAAGCUGGAGUUGUUCCACUCCGUCCAGACCACCUCCACUGAGCUGCUGAAGGUGAUUGAGAAAUACCAGCGGAGGAUCACAUACCUGUCUCAGGAGGAGAAUGAGUUGGGGAUGUUUCUGAGGUUCCAGGCAGAACACGACCGCACCAAGGCUGGCAACAUGAUGGACGCAACCAGCAAGGCCCUGUGUGCCUCGGCCAAGCAGAGGCUGGUCCUGUGCCGGCCCCUACAGCGGAUGGAGCAGGAGGUGGAGACGUUUCGGCGGCGUGCGAUCGCUGACACACUCCUGACCGUGACCCGGAUGGAGAAAUCCAGGACGGAAUACCGUGGAGCGCUGCUCUGGUUGAAGGACGUCUCUCAGGAACUCGACCCGGAAACCAAACACCUGGAGAAGUUCCGCAAGGUUCAGUCUCAGGUCAGAGGGUCGAAGGACCUGUUUGAGAAGCUGAAGAACGAUGUCUGUCAGAAGGUUGACAUGCUGGGAGCCUCCUGUUGUAACAUGCUGUCUCACUCUCUCUGCACAUACCAGAUCACCCUCCUUCAGUUCUGGGAGAGGACAGCCUGUGUGAUGAGUGGGAUUCAUGAGUCUUUUAAAGGCCUUGUCUCCUACCAGUUCACUGCUCUCAGGGACCUCCAGGACCCUCUGGAGCAGCUGACAUAUUUAGAGAACCAAGACCAAAACAAAGAGAAGGUCAUACAGAGUAACAGUCUGGUCUCCCUGGAUGAAGAGAAGCCAUCAGAAUCAGCCUCUGGCCCCCUACAUGCUGCUGAUGGACAGAGCCACACCAGUGACAGCUCUCUGUGUGCUAGUCUGGACUCUGCCCUGUGUGACCUCAGUGGGAAUCUCAGUACAGCCAGCACCGAUGACGACCUCUUACUCCUGGCCUGUGACCAGCCUGGCCUCUCUUCCUCCAUGCAGCCUCUGGCCCCUCUACAGACCACAGCAGCCUCUGGUGGUCCCUGGAGGUUUGGAGGUGUGCAGCCCAGCAGCCUCACACAUCUCUCUCUCCCUGGGAGCCUCACUGGUGGGGACCUCUCUGGAAGCUCUGUACUGCAGCAGGGGCCCACGGUGGAGGAGGAGGAGGACAGGGAGACUGGGGACAUGGCCUUUCUGAAGGACCUCCUGAGCCCUGGACCAAUGGAAGCAGAUGAGUUCAGUCGAGAUUGGCAAGGCAUCUUCGGCUGCUUGGAGUUCUCUGACCCUGCCCCCCUCACAGCCCCCACCCCCACCCUGGUCCUCCCUCCCCCUACUGGAGCAGCCUGCCCCCCCUCUCAGUCCCCCAGUCCCACCCUGGUCCUUCCUCCCCCUACUGGAGCAGCCUGCCCCCCCUCUCAGUCCCCCAGUCCCACCGGCUUCCUGCCCUCCCAGCUGCUGGACCACAGUCUGAGUUCUACAGGCUGGGCGACUCCUCCCAUGUUCCAGGCUCCGCCCCUACAGUCCCCAGUGUCUGGCCAGGUCCAGUCAGCUAAGGGCGGCCCAAAGUCAACAGCCAAUGUUCCUAAAGGUGCAUCGCGGGACAUGUCUGCAUGGUUCAACCUGUUUGCUGAUCUGGACCCCCUCUCUAACCCUGACGUCAUCGGACGCUCUGAAGAUGAGAUCCUCAAUGCCUGAGGGGGUGUGUGUGUGUGUGUGCAGUUACUGUAUACUUUAUAAUGUCUGAAAUAUUCCAUAUUGGUGAUAGAGGAGGAUUUGACUGAGAUUAAUAUUCUAUACAGGAUAUGUCCUGUAAGGGGGUGAGUUUAACCUUAGAGAUAGCAUAUAGAACCUAACACCUGAUUGGUUGGCCCAACAACCUAACACCUGAUUGGUUGGCCCAACAACCUAUCACCUGAUUGGUUGGCCCAACAACCUAUCACCUGAUUGGUUGGCCCAACAACCUAUCACCUGAUUGGUUGGCCCAACAACCUAACACCUGAUUGGUUGGCCCAGGUUGGCCCAACAACCUAAUUGGUUGGCCCAACAACCUAACACCUGAUUGGUUGGCCCAACAACCUAUCACCUGAUUGGUUGGCCCAACAACCUAUCACCUGAUUGGUUGGCCCAACAACCUAACACCUGAUUGGUUGGCCCAGGUUGGCCCAACAACCUAAUUGGUUGGCCCAACAACCUAACACCUGAUUGGUUGGCCCAACAACCUAUCACCUGAAUGGUUGGCCCAACAACCUAACACCUGAUUGGUUGGCCCAACAACCUAACACCUGAUUGGUUGGCCCAACAACCUAACACCUGAUUGGUUGGCCCAACAACCUAACACCUGAUUGGUUGGCCCAACAACCUAACACCUGAUUGGUUGGCCCAACAACCUAACACCUGAUUGGUUGGCCCAACAACCUAACACCUGAUUGGUUGGCCCAACAAUCUAACACCUGAUUGGUUGGCCCAACAACCUAACACCUGAUUGGUUGGCCCAACAACCUAACACCUGAUUGGUUGGCCCAACAACCUAACACCUGAUUGGUUGGCCCAACAAUCAGGUGUUAGGUUGUUGGGCCAACCAAUCAGGUUUUAGGUUGUUGGGCCAACUCAAGCAGGUGUUAGAUUGUUGGCCCAACAACCUAUCACCUGAUUUGUUGGCCCAACAACCUAUCACCUGAUUGGUUGGCCCAACAACCUAUCACCUGAUUGGUUGGCCCAACAACCUAACACCUGAUUGGUUGGCCCAACAACCUAACACCUGAUUGGUUGGCCCAGGUUGGCCCAACAACCUAUUACCUGAUUGGUUGGCCCAACAACCUAACACCUGAUUGGUUGGCCCAACAACCUAACACCUGAUUUUU
This is a messenger RNA of Salmo salar (Atlantic salmon), 3910 nucleotides long. The record is from RefSeq and is a predicted model, not a curated record. Lineage: Eukaryota; Metazoa; Chordata; Actinopteri; Salmoniformes; Salmonidae.